AUGGCGAGUGUCUCGCCAGCCGGCAAGCGUGGAGCGUCUCCUCGUCGCUUUUCCGGUUUUUUUGCACCUGCCUCUUCUCCUCCUGGCUCUUUGGCCGCGGUGGACGAAGAGUGCGUCGCUGCAGGCGUUCUUCCUGUGUGCCGAGUGGGAGACCGCGUCCUCGCGCUCUUCUACAACGCGACAGGCGGAAAAAAGAAGAACUUCCUCGUCGACUUUGGGGGCUGCAAGGAGCGCUCUUCCUCGCAGUCCUCUCCUUCGCCCUCGACGCCCACCUUGUGCCGUCAGUCGUCUCCAGUCCCCCCUGCCGAUGCUCAAAUCUCUUCUGGCGCCUCUGCUUUGUCUCUUUCUUCUUCUCUUUCUGUGCCUGGAGAGGAGCAUGCGCGGCUAGAGGCGAGAAAGAAAGGGGGGACAAAGCAGGGGCCGGGGUGGGAAGCUGACGACGCAUGCGCUGCCCGAGAGGUCUGGGAAGAGACAGACCAGCUGUGGGGCCUCGUGGCCAGUCAUCUGCAUGCGCAGCCGCAUUUCCGGAAGCGACGAAGAGAAGACGCCGGGAAAGGUCGAGAAGGCAGAGAACGUGGAGGAAACGUGCCGCAGGCAGCAGGCGACUCGGGGGGCGACCGCGCGCAAACAGGCAAGCAAGAAAAGGACAAGACACAUUCGAAGAAAACGGAGGCAGAGGACAGCGACCUGGAACUGGAGGAAAACAGGAAAAGAUGGAGAGACGAAGUUUGCUCUUGGCUAACAUCUCUACCCACACUCGCGUCUUUCUCACGAUCCAAGUACCGAUGUUUCAUCAAGCCAUUUCCAGCUUUUUUCCCACUCCUCUUCAUGAACCUGCGAGGCGAAGAAGGCGACGGCGGGCUCCGCAAUCGACGCUUCGUCUGGGUGGACGUGGAUGCUCUCGUUCCGGACGAAGUUCGCGUCGCCGAGAGCCGCGCAGAGCUAGGAAAACGCGGCGCGAGUGACGAAGCGAAGGAACCGAGGCCGCCCGCGUGCAGGGCACUCGAACGCGUCGCGCGCCAGCCAGACGCAGAAGAGGACGACCGUGACAAGCGAGAGCACGAAGGAAGAGAAGGAAGAGUGCCCGGAGUGGGGACCGAAAUCGGAACAGAGAAAACGACAGAGGGCCUCCGCCAGAGCCAAACGAAGCCGCGCGUCUCUCCCGCGCCGUGCUCGCUUCCGCCCCUCCACUAUCGUCUCAGACACCCACAGCUUGGGGCGAUCCUCCAGGACGUCAAGCGCAAACUCCAGGAGAACGACGGGCGCACGCCGGCAGGGAAACUCUCUUCACCUCUCGCUUCUCUUGCCCGUCGUUCUUCGUCCUCUCCAUCUUCAGCUUACUCGACCUGCUGCUCGUCUCCUCCCUCCUCGUCUCCCUGUGCUUCCUCUCCUUCCUCUCUUUCUCCUUCUCCGUUCUCUUUGUCUCCUUUCUCUUUUGCCUCUGGCAGCGCUUCCUUUCGUGCUGGAUCGCCUCGGCCAGGGCAGCCUCUUCUGUCUCUUCUGCUGCCGUCUCGAGGCCGCGUGCUCGACCGUAGAGAGGACGUAGAAGACUACCUCCUGGCGCACGUGUUCGGCUUGCUCUCGCGCUGUCGGGCCGUGCCGGAGACGACGCAGGCAGGAAAGCGCGAAGGGGGGAGCGACGGGAGAGGCGAAGCGGAGAGAGAGAGAAGCGAACGCAGUGCGGCGGAAGGACGCCAAGCAGAGAGCGAAGAAGCCAGAAACAGAAAACGGUGGCUUUUCCCGAACUUCCACGGCGCGCCAACGGCGCUGGGGCGACUGACGAAAAGCGAAGACUGGCGACACGCAUCGGUCAUCUGGAUCGACCCCGGUCUCCCGGGGAAAGAGGCGCUCCUCGACGGCACGCUGCUGGCUCUCAUGCGAGAAGACGAGCUGGCUACCAAGACAUUCCUCACUCUCCCCUCGUUCUGGGAGACCAGCGAAGAGGGAGAGAAAGAGAAAGCAGAAGAGAGAGAAGCAGAGAGGAAAGGAAAAGGAGAGAGAGAAGAGACAGAAGAGAGCGAAGAGGCAGCAAGGACCCCAAAGUUUGGCGACGACUCCGCGCCUUCGUCAGCACCACCAGGGGAGGAGAGGAAGGUGUUUUUGGUGUUGAAGGCGAGAGACGCGGCAGGAGAACAUCGGGAGCUGUUUGCGGUCGACGAAAAACCCUUGGAAGACCUCCAGAGCUUUCAAGUCGACAUUGCCGUGGUGGGCUGCGGCGCUGUGACUCCGGACGGCCUGCUGCUUGGUCGCCCCCGCGCCGCUGAACCUCGGUCGCCGGCAGCAGUGUGGACUGUCGCGCACGAUUUGCAGGUUCUCGAAGGUUUCCUUCCUCUCUCUUCGCCGCCCGCGCAGCGCCUUCGCGCCGCCCAAACCUCGUGCGGAGAAACGCGUGAGGCAGGCGGCCAGACAGCGGGUCUAGGAGACGCAGGCGCCGAAGUGAGGAGACAGACAGUGCGCAUCAGCGACCGGUUCGAGGCAGAAGCGCAACGCGUUGCAGCGGAGGCGAAGCGUCUCGGCGGUGAAGAGGAGAAAGGCCAUGCGCCCGUGCAUGGCAACGCAGACUCGCAGCGGUCGCCAGAUUCUCUUCAAAUUCGGGAAAAAGGCGAAGAGAGCGCCCCGUGCUCCGACGUUUGCGCAGAAAAGCGAGUGCCGCUGGGGAGUGGAGGCCUUGUGUCUUUUCUUGCGCACGCAGUCGAGCAAAUAAACCGAGAAAUCCUGUCCGGACAAGCGUUUUCAAGCGCUUGGGGAAGGCGGCGAGGAGCGGCGGAGCAACGCGAGAAGGAGCGUGAGAAGGAACGCGAGAAUGUCCGCGUGCGGCGCGGAGAUGAGCCAGUUCUGGACAGAGCGGACAAAAUUGCUACGCCCUCCAGAUGCUGGUUCCCGCAAACAACGCAGUGA
This is a messenger RNA of Neospora caninum, 2898 nucleotides long. RefSeq lists its product as hypothetical. Bases 1 to 2898 code for a protein of 965 amino acids. The record is from RefSeq and is a predicted model, not a curated record. The transcript is spliced from 7 exons. NCBI's taxonomy places the organism in Eukaryota, Apicomplexa, Conoidasida, Eucoccidiorida, Sarcocystidae.